AUCUACUAGCGUGGCCUCAUACCCUCGUUCUGUCUUCUCACCGUUCAACCGCUUCUUUUAAAGAAUCUAUUUCUUUCCACUUCAUAUCAGUGUGAGAGCAUUUAGUUGGAUUGUUGUCGUGGAGAAGCCGAAUUCGAGUCAGAAUCCAAGUCAUGGAAGAUCAAAUCGCGAGACGGAGGAUGAACAUCAUCGCCAGUCAUUUUACAGCAACGAACGAGGAAGCAUUAUCCCCCAACCAUAUCUUUCCUUUGAACUGCAGCAGCAGUCUAAACUCCAUCAUCAGAAGGCGCGAUAAUAGAACGCUUUUCGCUCGCCAGGGUUCCAUCUCUCAAGGUUGUUUUAUGCGAGAGGUUUCGAUCAAACAGGAAUUCGGGCACAGCAGCUCACUUCAGGAGGGUAUGCCUCUCAAGUCCUCUGGCCUAGAAAAUGAAAAAAACUCUUAUGAACUUCCUGGGGCGCCCUUGUUUGCUAGACCGGCACAAACAGACAUUCAUAUCUCGCACGUGGGAGAUCAUCAACCUGUGAAACAAGAAUGCGAAUUAUCUUCGAUUGAGCCUCCUGUGUUUGCUAGGGGGAGUAAAGGGAUGGUUGGACAAAAACAGCCUUCUGUCAAGAUGAUAAGACAUGCUGCCUGUUGUGAUGGUUUCGAAUGGUCACCACGAAUGGACAUUGCAGAGUCAGGGCGUAAUUAUGUUGUGACAGUAGAAAUUCCUGGUGUCAGUAUGGACGGCAUAAGAGUGGAGGUGGACAGCCGCAACCUGACUGUCACGGGUAAACGGUCGAUUCAGUGGUGGAGAGUUGCAAAUGUUUCUGUCAAUUCAAACCCGACUUAUCAUCGAAGGGAGAUUUUACAAGGUCCAUACCAGGUUGUUUGGCCACUUCCUGAUGAUGUGAACAAGGAUAGUGUCUCUGCAGAGUUUGUAGAUGGGUUUCUUCAAAUCACCCUUCCUAAACUCUGAUCAUAUGAAAGGCGGUGGCGGAUGCAUAUAUAUGAGUAUUCUAUUUCCAGCAACUAUAUAAGUUAUGGUGAUGUCUGCAAGUCUCUGUACGUAAUAAAGAACCUUUCGAAAGGCCCUCUAUUAUAAUUGCAUGGGAACACAAAACUCAGGUUAUGAGCAGAUAUAAAAGAGACAUUAAGAUGCACAUGGUAUGAAAAUGUGCAUUGUUUGUGGAUGUGUAAUAGCCUCUUUCUACUCGGAAGCACUGGCAAUGCUUUUGUCUCUAAGUUUGAUACGGUAUGGUAUGGAGUGCAAUUUUAUCUUA
This is a messenger RNA of Magnolia sinica, 1263 nucleotides long. RefSeq lists its product as uncharacterized. Gene Ontology annotation, biological process: response to hydrogen peroxide; protein complex oligomerization; response to salt stress. The transcript is spliced from 6 exons. Lineage: Eukaryota; Viridiplantae; Streptophyta; Magnoliopsida; Magnoliales; Magnoliaceae. The coding region runs from base 153 to 959 and encodes 268 amino acids. The record is from RefSeq and is a predicted model, not a curated record.